AUGUCUUCGUCCCCUCAUCGGGCUUCAACAACUCAGCAGCUGGCCGAAUUGUCACUAACCGAAGGAGGAGACGGCGGCGAACAUGAUGAGGGCAAACCGCUUUCAACAGACUACCUUCAAGGGCGUGAAGGUCUUCUAGAGGAAAUCUUAAAAUGGAACGAGCAUGAACAGCUAGAUUUCAUGGACAAAAUUGUACAUCGAUUAUCACAUUACCAGUUGGGGAAAGUUGACACAUUCAUACGUCCAAUGCUUCAAAGAGACUUCAUAACUAAUUUACCAGCUCAUCUCGUCGAACUCAUCCUCUACAAUGUGAACUCAGAUUCUUUGAAAUCUUGUGAAGAAGUGAGUACUAAUUGGAGAUGUGCAUUGGCUCGUGGACAGCAUUGGAAAAAAUUAAUAGAGAAGAAUGUGAGAAGUGACUCCCUUUGGCUGGGACUUUCAGAGAAAAGACACUGGAACAAAUUUUUGAAUAUAAGCCGAGAGAUGUCGGUCCAUCGAAUCUGCGAGAAAUUCGGCUACGACCCGAGCACUAAGCGCGAGAAGCUCGAACAACUUAUCCUGAUGCACGUUUUCUACAGCAAACUUUAUCCAAAAAUUAUCAGAGAUAUCCAUAACAUUGACACCAACUGGAAGCGGGGCAACUUCAAAUUGACUCGAAUUAAUUGUCAAUCAGAAAACAGUAAAGGAGUUUAUUGUCUACAGUAUGACGAUGAUAAAAUCGUUUCUGGAUUAAGAGAUAACACCAUCAAGAUUUGGAAUCGAAAAGACUACACAUGUAGUCGAACACUUUCCGGACACACUGGAUCUGUUUUGUGCCUUCAGUAUGACAACCGUGUUAUCAUUUCGGGAUCUUCUGAUGCAACCGUCCGAGUGUGGGACGUAGAAACUGGUGAAUGCAUAAAGACAUUGAUCCAUCACUGCGAAGCAGUUCUUCAUCUCCGAUUUGCCAAUGGAAUCAUGGUGACUUGCUCCAAAGAUCGAUCAAUCGCUGUUUGGGAUAUGGUAUCGCCACGAGAUAUAACGAUUCGAAGAGUGCUAGUUGGACACAGAGCAGCAGUGAACGUUGUUGAUUUCGAUGAUAGAUACAUCGUCAGUGCCAGCGGUGACAGAACAAUUAAGGUCUGGUCAAUGGAUACUCUGGAAUUUGUUCGAACUCUGGCGGGGCAUAGACGUGGAAUCGCCUGUCUUCAAUAUCGCGGUCGUCUCGUAGUGUCUGGAUCUAGUGACAAUACGAUUCGUCUCUGGGAUAUCCACUCCGGCGUCUGUCUGCGCGUUUUGGAAGGGCACGAAGAGCUUGUCAGAUGUAUUCGAUUCGAUGAGAAACGUAUUGUUUCCGGAGCUUACGACGGAAAAAUGAAAGUUUGGGAUCUCCAAGCAGCACUCGAUCCUCGUGCUUUGUCUUCUGAGAUUUGCCUGUGUUCAUUGCAUCAACACACUGGAAGAGUGUUCCGUUUACAAUUCGAUGAUUUCCAAAUCGUUUCUUCCUCACACGAUGAUACUAUUCUUGUCUGGGACUUCCUUGAUGCCCAGGCUAUUGGACCGCAAGACGCAGUGCCUAGGGUAAGUGCAACUCUCCCUGAACUACCGAAUCAAGCGGCCGUAGCUCGAGCUGAGAUGCUUUUCGAAAUGGCUGCCCGACGUCAAAUCGAGCGUCGUGACCGAGAAGUGGUGGAAGAGCAAGCGGCACAGAUGCCUCGAGCUCGCAGGCACCAUAAUCGUGGAGGGGAACAACACAUGAUCAUAGCAGUUGCUGGAGCCGGACCAGCUGGACUUAGGGCAGCAGCCGGAGACAACGACGGAUCAUCAUCAGAAGAAGAUGUCGAUAACAAUGGACCUGGACCAGCUCCACCGAUAGCACACAACCAGAAUCACAAUCGCAGAAGACAGCCAAGACCUGAUUUGCCGCAGAGACUCAUUGUAAGUUUUUGUUCUAAAAAUAGUUACUGUAGAACCUGUAACAGAAGGCAAGAAAUGGCCGCAUUCAACAACUUCCGACGACAUGUGGGUGCUGGAGAUGCAGAUGAGGAGAUGCCCGAUGGCCCUCAGUAA
Caenorhabditis briggsae is the source of this 2049-nucleotide messenger RNA. It is a transcript of the gene Cbr-lin-23, whose product is annotated as Protein CBR-LIN-23. NCBI's taxonomy places the organism in Eukaryota, Metazoa, Nematoda, Chromadorea, Rhabditida, Rhabditidae. The transcript has 8 exons. The record is from RefSeq and is a predicted model, not a curated record. Bases 1 to 2049 code for a protein of 682 amino acids. Gene Ontology annotation, molecular function: protein dimerization activity.